GCACGGUGCACAGGUUCGAUGAGUACUGCAGUUUGCUCGACUCAUCCUCAGCUUCUUCCCUCGCCUUUAGGAGAAUCCAGCUAAAAUGGCCUUCGUCGGUUUUCUUAAGAAUGAAGACAUUACUGCCGCCCUGCAGGCAUGCCAAGCCGCUGACUCAUUCAACUACAAGGCCUUCUUUGCCAAGGUCGGUCUGAGCGGCAAGUCUACUGAUGAGGUGAAGAAAGCCUUCGAAAUCCUGGAUCAGGACAUGAGCGGCUUCAUUGAGGAGGAUGAAUUGAAGCUGUUUCUGCAGAAUUUCUCCGCAGGCGCCAGAGUUCUGACUGAUGCCGAGACAAAGACCUUCCUUAACGCUGGUGACUCAGACGGUGACGGCAAAAUCGGAAUUGAUGAGUUUGCUUCCCUCGUCAAGGCAUAAAUACCAACUGACCAAGCCCAACACCUCCUGCUUUCAAGGAACAACAUUUUUUUUCAAAAACGGCCUCUCUCAUCCGAAUUAUAAAUACUUUUGAUAUAUUUGCUUUAUGAAAUGUCUGCCGACUGCUUCUACCUUUGCAUCACAAGAAAAAAAAAAGAAGAUUUGUAAAUGUUGCUGUGUUGUGUUUUGUUUUAAUUAUGAAUUUUGCUAAUUGUAAAAUCUAUGAUGCGCGUUUCA
Polyodon spathula (Mississippi paddlefish) is the source of this 652-nucleotide messenger RNA. Its product is annotated as parvalbumin-2-like. The transcript has 5 exons. Bases 86 to 415 code for a protein of 109 amino acids. Gene Ontology annotation, cellular component: nucleus; cytoplasm. The record is from RefSeq and is a predicted model, not a curated record. Gene Ontology annotation, molecular function: calcium ion binding. NCBI's taxonomy places the organism in Eukaryota, Metazoa, Chordata, Actinopteri, Acipenseriformes, Polyodontidae.